Messenger RNA from Naegleria lovaniensis, 1548 nucleotides. RefSeq lists its product as uncharacterized. NCBI's taxonomy places the organism in Eukaryota, Heterolobosea, Eutetramitea, Acrasida, Naegleriidae. Gene Ontology annotation, molecular function: protein binding. The record is from RefSeq and is a predicted model, not a curated record. Bases 1 to 1548 code for a protein of 515 amino acids. The transcript has a single exon.
AUGACAGCUGACACCGACUCUACGCUACCCCAAGAGACCAAGCCAACAACAGCAACAACCGAAGACACAUCCAACCUCUCUCAAGCUUCAUCAUCCUCUAAUAACCAUCAUCAUAGCAACACAACAUCCAUUCAAGUCACACCUCCUCCGUCAUCAUCUUCCGAAAACAAAUUAAAAUUAUUCUUUUUGAAAUUAUUUCACAAAAGCCAUGAUGAAAAUAAUUUAAAAAGAAGUACUUCAUUCUUUGAUCGAUUUAAAAAGAAUAACAAAUCCAAUACUACUGUGUCUUCUUCAAAAUCAGAUCUUUCAAAGAAAUCUCUCCAUGAGCAAGAACCACAAGACAACAACAAGAACACUCAUGAAUCGAGCAUGUCAUUAUUCAAUGAUUUAUGUGAUGUUGUUGUGGUUGAGGAGAAGAUUUCUCACACCAACAGUGAAACAACAACAUCUUCUAACACAAAGAAUGUGAUCAUUGAAACACCACCUUCGACAACACCUCUCCUUCAUGAAUUUUUAUGCCUUUUUAAUGCAAAUUCCAAUACAUUGGUAAUCUAUGAUGAAAAUGAAUUGAAGAAAAUGAUUCCAUUAUUGGAUCAAACCAAUGACAUACCCUCUCUACAAAAUCAAAUUCGAUUGCAUGAUCAUGGUGAUGAUAUCAGUUGUGUCUUGAGCGUUCAACAAAAGUCACGAACUUGUAUUUUCACAGGUUCACACGAUAACACUAUUUUACAAUAUGAAUAUCAAAAGAAUAGCAAAGAUCAACCAUUUAAAUUGAUUCAUACAUUUCAAGAUGAAAAGAAUACUGUAGAGUGUCUUUCUCACUAUAAGAAUCAUUUUCUAUUGUCAGGCUCGAGGGAUAAAAUUGUAAGAUUGAGAAAAAUUCAACGCUCUUCAAAUAGUAGUGAUGAAGAAUUAACUUGUGUAUUGGCAAGAUUAGAAGGUCACACCAGUUGGAUUCAAUCUGUGUAUGGUGGCGGUAGUGAAGAGGAAACUUUUGUGGAUUCUUGUAUAUUCUCUUCACAAAGAAGUGCCUCUGUCAAGGAAUCUGAAAUUUAUAUGUGGAAUUUGGAAAAACAAACAAUUGUUCAGAAAUUAAGUGGCCAUGAAGGUACUGUUUACAAGAUGGCACAUUUAAAGUCAACAUUGUUAAGCGCUUCUCAAGAUAGCACAAUCAAAAUGUGGGACGUUAGGACGAGCGGUGGUGACCAGGUAGGAGAGCUAAAAGGCCAUACCGACUGGGUUAAAGAUGUUUCAACAAGAGGAGACAAUCAUGUUAUUUCCUGCUCGUUAGAUGGUACUCUUAGAUUAUGGGACAUUAGAAAUGUAUCCACUUGCGUCAAAGUGCUAUUUGAUUUUAACAGUAAUGAAAGAUUGAAAGAUCAAAAGUAUGGAUUUACGUCAAUGUCUCUUUCUCAAGACAAAUUAUACCUUGGCUCCAAUCACGGCAAAUACGUCUACACCUAUGACCUAAAACAUUCGCAAAUGAAAUGCUGUGAAAUUGAUCAGGACUUUGCAGUUGAUGGUAUUUGCAUUGCAACAACUUUUUAA